AGGAACGACCGUUGCCGUUGUCGCCGCGUAACGAGACCUUGUUCCGUACUCCGGGUGCGAUUGAAGGGUCGGUCGCUCGCGCGUGGCAGGACUCCCCGCGGUGGCCCUUUCUUCCUUCGCCUUUCGUCCCUGCGCGCCGCAGCCGCCGCCGUCGUCACCGCUGUCGCCACCGCCGCCGCCGUCACCGCCGCCGCCGCCGCCGCCGCCGCGCCGCUGCUGUUACCCGUCUAACCUUUUUCGUGGAAUUCACGCGGCUACGCCGAUGCCGACGUUUGUUCACGUAUCUGUCUCGCGGGGAGGGGGUGGGCAGGGGGAAGUACGCAGGAUCCGACAGCGACUGUCUCUUAAUCGUCCCGAGUGACCCGAUGUGUGACGCUCGGUUCGAGAUCUCCACUGGCAUGGAGCUAGGAGCGCACUGAUAGCGUUAGUUUACGAGAUCUUGGUUUCUAUGCAUUGCCUGCCAAAGAAGAACUGAGCCCAAUGUUUCCACACAAUUCUAGUUCACAUGAGAUUUCUACAGAAACAAAUGCCUUCGUACAAAAUUCCAUUGAAGAUGUAGUAGUAUUAGAGGAGAAUUUGGAGAGCAAUUUGGAUGGGGUGGGGGAAGGGGAAGGAUCAGAGCACAUUAGGUACUGUGAUAUCGAAUCGAUAGCAAACAGCAGCAUGAUGGCAGCACCUAUUAGCCAUCCCGAAGCUACCGCCGCCAAUGACUUUUCAACCGUCCUGCUGAACCAAUCCGGUGAGUUCAACUCAACCGGUAUAGGUAAGGCCUGCCAGUCAGUGGCGCCAGCAACCACAAAAUACCCAACAAAUCACCCUCAAAUCUGCGAUAAUAAUAAUAAAAUAAAUAAUCACAACAAUGCAGAACAUAAUCAUCACAAGUACAGAAAGCAAAACACACCGGGCUUGCUUGGUCUGCAGCUGGGCAGCUCCGCCAAUAACUCUAAGUCUACUUGUAAGACAUUAAGUGAUAAUAAGACUAGCUUUAGUACUGUAUGCAUAAGGCUAAGUGUACAGGGCAUGGUGUGUCUCGCCGUUGAGGUAACUAGCCUAGUUAGGAUACUCAAGUCUGAUAGUCCCCAACGGUCGUUACGCCUCCCUAACUCUGAUGACAAUUACUCCUUACUAGGGUCCUGCCUUGACUUAGGCGACAACAAUAAAUUUAAGGCUAAUUUUAGUUAUGUAUGUAAUAACAACUCCAAGUCUGUGAUAUUGCUCAGCUCAACCAGUUACAGUAACCAUUACCUCCUCUUUAGUGGUGGCUUUGACAAGAUAGCUGCUGUUAUCCCGGUACUUUGUAUUAAAAGGGACGAUUCUACCACCACAUCGAAUAGAAUGAAACUACUAGGUGAUAAGUACGCCCUAGUUACCAGUUUUGCUCAGAUCUCUAGACUGCUUGCAAACGAUAGAAUUCUGGAUGAUUCUAAUUCUGACAUCCGAGUUUUGUUGAGCCGCCGAAUAGUACGACACCUAUUUGAGGAAAAUGAAUGUCAACACUCGCAUUUGAAUGUCAACUCUCUAGUACUGGUGUUCGUUUACGCUCAGAAUUUCGCGAUGCAGAAUUACGCCGCAAGUUCUUCCAUUACGCUUAUCGUUUCCAGAAACGAAGUAAUUGACCACACUUUGCGAUCUUUCCUGAAAAAUCUCACACAACUAUAUGUACAAUCUUCUAUUUCUCCAUUAUGUAAUGUCACUGUGACCGAGCUGAUGCAACACAUAUGUGUUCCACUAUUAAUAAUAUGUAAAAGUAAUGAUUACAACGUUGGUAAUAAUUAUAAUGAAUAUUAUAAUAACGAGUACAGUAACGUUGGUAGUAUUGAAGAAGAAAUUAAUAUUAGUAAUAAUAAUCCAGAUGUUAUCGGAGACAUUGUUGACAUCGCUGUGUGCUACAAGACUAGUGUAAUGACUACUAAUGUUAGGAUCUUAGGGUCUCAAAAUGAUGGUAUUAGUUGUACCGAAGCAACAAUAUAUACUGUUGGUGCUCUUUUAUUUCAGGAUAACAAUAAGCCUCUAAACACUUGUUUUAAGAUUAAUAGACAUAGAAGAUUGGUCAUUACCGAUCGCGAAUCUAACUCUACCAUUAAGUCUGUAUUUAGGUCUAAGUUAAACGAUAAGUGUAGUAAUGUUAAGUUUGAAACAUCUCAUGCCGCUCGACUUGACGAAUCUGACAACAGUAAGCAAGUUAAGUUGACUGUCAACAUUCCUAUAAUGACUACCUGCAAGCCUACGAUGACGCUUACAUGCCAAUCAGCCACCGUCGCAUCCCAAACAAUUGUUGUACCUGUAUCUCGGGCGGAGAAUCGCACGAACGACAAUGAAAUGCGAUUGGAAUAUUUCAAUAUACUCCGAAAUGACCAAAUAUGUAUCCAAUAUAUGCUGCUAAGUCAUACAGAUGAUCUUAAUAAGAAUGAUUUGUGUUGUUAUGACACAACUAAAUUUAAAGACGCGCAAAUUUAUGCUAUUGACAAGCUCAAGGCUACUACAACAUCGAAAGAUGACGCUCAGUUGAUUUGCAAAUAUCACCGAGAUACUCUUAAAUACGACCAAAGUCGUAACAAUUAUAAUGACGAUGAUGCCAUCAUAUGCAACGGCAACGAAGAUUUCUCUCUAUCGACUACGGCAUGGCACCUCCUAAAAUAUUAUGUGGGUGCGUUAAUUUCUGCUUGUCGAGGAACGUACAAGACCAACAAGAACGAAUACGAAGUUAAUCAGCGUCUACUACGAUCUAUCUUGAACGUCCUAAGUCACAAAUAUGUCACAGAGUUGUGUGUAAGCUACAACGAGCCUAUUGCAAGUUACAAGCAACAUUGGGGCAUACCAAUGGGAUUGCGGUUAGUAGGAGGUGGAGAGAGUUCCUUGAACAGUGGAGGAGCUGCCAAUUGGGGAACAACGCAAGCCACUACACCGAAUAAUAAUAAUACGAAUCAGAGUGGAUGGGGUGGUACACCCGGAAACCCGCCCGGUAGUGCUAAUGCGCCAAAUAAUUGGGGCGGAAACACUGUCAAUCGAUCUGUCACUGGUAAUCCAAAUCAAAAUCAAAAUCAAGGACCACCUGGAAACCAAAAUAAUCCGGGUAAUGUGAGUAAAGUUAAUAAUCCCAAUCAACAAUCGAAUCAACAAUCUGGUCCGCCAACAUCUCAAUCAAAUAACCCUACCCAAGGGAAUCAGAAUAAUAACCAAUGGUCUCAGGGAAAGUCUAAUAACCCAAGUGGUCUUGGGCAAAAUCCAUCAGUGCAAAAUAACAACAGUAGUGGCGUUCAACAGCAGCAAUCUUCAGGUUCAAGCGCGAACAAUAAUCAGUCCAAUAAUCCUACUCAAGGAGCUGUAAGCAUUGGCAACACAUCAACGACUAAUAAUCCGUCUACGAAACAGCAACUCGAACAACUCAAUACAAUGAGAGAAGCACUUUUUAGUCACGAUGGUUGGGGCUGUCAAAAUGUGAAUCAAGAUACAAAUUGGGACGUUCCAACAUCUCCCGAGCCAAGCAUAACUAAAGAUGGUGUACCGAUUUGGAAACCACCGGUGAACAACGGCACUGAUUUGUGGGAGGCGAAUCUGCGCAAUGGUGGACAGCCGCCACCUCAGCAGCAAACGAAAGCACCGUGGGGCCAUACUCCUGCGACGAAUAUUGGUGGCACCUGGGGCGAAGACGACGAAACAGCAGAUUCGUCCAACAUGUGGACCGGUGCACCAACCCAAUCCCAACCGAGCGCAGCUCAAUGGACUGGUGCCGCCGGUAACCAAGCCGGUAUGUGGGGAGGAUCCAAUUGGGGCGAUCCCAGAAUUGAUCAUAGGGAUCCAAGGGACUUACGAUCUGUAGAUCCACGAGAGAUGCGUGAUCCUCGAGAUCAUCGUAUGUCCUUGGAUCCCCGAGAUCAUAUGCGUGUGAUGGAUCCUAUGGCGCGCGAUCCGCGAAUGGCCGACAUGCGUGGCGAUCCGCGUGGAAUAUCUGGGCGAUUACAUGGUGCAAACGCAGACGCCAUGUGGAGUCAACCACCCGGACCGCCACAUCAUCAAAUGGGUCACCAACAUCCAUCCGGGCCACCAGCAAAGAUGCUUAAUCCAUCAAACAUGAAUCAAUGGGCUGGACAACCGCCGAAGGACAUUAUACCCGGCAAACCGUCCGGUUGGGAAGAACCUUCACCGCCGACGCAACGUCGUAACGUGCCCAAUUACGACGACGGGACAAGCCUCUGGGGAAAUCCGGCUGCUAAUCAGCGUGCUAUGCCAGGUAGCAAGGUUUCACAUUGGAAGGAUAUUCCUGCACCGAACUUGGCUCGUGGAGGCAUGCAAUGCCCACCAGGCAUGCCUCAAAACAGAAUGCCAGGUCAACCUGGAAUGAAGCCAGAUGUAAGUAAUCCCAUGUGGGGUCAUCCAGGGGCUCCAGGUGGGCGUAACGGUACAUGGACAGACGGGCCACACGAUACUGCAACUUGGGAUGAUCCAAAAACACCCGCUGCGUGGAACGAACCUCCACUAAAUCCAGGUUGGGGUGGUCCAACGGCGCACAAACCGAAACCUAUGGGACCUGCCGGUAGUUGGACUGAUUCCGAUAUGGAUCCGACUCCUAGUUGGGCACAUCCGGCAAAACCUACCUUAACAAAAGAAGUUAUUUGGAACAGUCGCGAGUUCCGAUAUCUUUGCGAUUUAGGAUUUAAGAAAGAAGAUGUCGAGGUAGCAUUAAGGAAUCGAGAGAUGAAUCGAGAAGAGGCAUUAGAACUUCUUAAUCAAGUACGUCCUGUCGAUCAGUGGAGACGUCACGAGACACACUCAGGCUAUGAUCCAGCACAUCAAGCAACUACUACGCCAACCUAUCCUCGAUUUAAUCACGUCGGACAGCAGAUGUCAUUUCCUCCGGGUGGCGGAGUGCCCAGUGGGGCAACCAGUGGGGGCGUAGGUGGUUCAGUUACCAGUGCAAGCCUUCUCAAGCUUCAACAGCAGCAACAACAGCAGACAGCUGUUCCUUUACAGCAACAACAACCAAGUACUAAUACGCCACAACCCCCUUUCAACCAGGCAUCUCGCGCAUCUCAAAAUCAACCGAGUACACAGCAAUUGCGUAUGCUCGUACAACAAAUUCAACUAGCUGUGCACGAGGGAUAUUUAAAUCACCAGAUCUUAAAUCAGCCGUUGGCACCUCAAACUCUGAUGUUACUGAAUCAGUUGCUACAGCAAAUCAAAGUCUUGCAGCAGUUACAUCAACAACAUGCUGUCCAAAAUACAAUGAAAGGAAGCAAUCAGUCGGCACUACAGAUCAGUGUUCAGAUUACGAAAACCAAGCAGCAGAUCACGAAUUUGCAGAACCAAAUUGCGGUACAGCAAGCAACAUACAUGAAACAACAACAGCAACAUCCGACUCCUCCAUCGCAGGCGUCGGAAUAUUACAAAUCUUCCGUGCAUGAUCCUAUGUCAGCUCUGCAAAAUAGUUUCAGCGAUAUAACGAUGAACAAAGAGCCUCCAGUGAGUCAGCAGCAAUCAAGAUUAAAUCAAUGGAAGCUGCCUUCACUUGAUAAAGACGGCGAUUUGGUGUCGAACGAAUUUUCCCGUGCUCCCGGAACUACGAGCAAACCGCCCGCAACACCUGGUGGACUGACUCAAUCACACAGCAGUCCGAACAUCAAUCCCUUGCUAAGUCAAGGAGAUGGCACAUGGUCUUCUCGACUGGGCGAUAGUGGAUGGCCUGAUCCGAGUAACAGCGAUUCAACCGACGGAAAGGACUGGCAACCAGGUGGUGCCGCGUAUACUGAUCUCGUACCAGAAUUUGAACCAGGGAAGCCAUGGAAGGGUACCCAGAUAAAAAGCAUCGAGGAUGAUCCUAGCAUCACUCCCGGCUCUGUUGUACGUUCCCCGUUGUCUUUGGCUACCAUCAAAGAUACCGAUACGAUCUUUUCAUCGAGCAGCAAGACGUCACCGCCACCGCAAGCAACUAAUCCCGAUACGUCGAUCCCAAGUCUAAGCAAUUCUACGUGGACAUUUAAUCCACCAGCUACCACACCUAGUGCAUUUACUAGCACUUCCAAAAAUACAUGGGGAGAAUCCGCUCCUCCGCCUACUGCUGUGACUUCGGAAUUGUGGGGUGCACCGAUGGGUAAAGCGCGCGGUCCACCUCCUGGCUUAAGUACCAAAGGAGCUACGAACGCAAGCAAUGGCUGGGGCGCUGGCUUAGGAAGUGUUAGUAGAUCGUCUAGCUCGUGGGGCCUCCAAUCAUCCACCGUCAGUAAUUCGGGUUGGAUGUCUACCUGGCUUCUCUUGAAGAAUCUUACUCCACAAAUUGACGGCUCUACUUUGAAAACAUUGUGUAUGCAACAUGGACCGGUUCAAGACUUCCGUCUGUACCAGAAUCAUGGAAUCGCUUUGACAAAAUAUUCCUCUCGCGACGAAGCAAUCAAGGCUCAAGGAGCCCUAAACAAUUGCGUCCUGGGUAACACAACGAUAUUUGCCGAGUCGCCCGCAGAAAGCGAGGUCGCUGCGAUUCUGCAGCAACUCGGUCAUGGCGGACAGCAACAGGCCGGCGGUUCUGGAGGAGCCGGUUGGGGCCUUAGACCAACUAACAAAGCUGGGCCGCCACCCGACACAUGGGGAGGCAGCUCUAGUCAACUCUGGGGCGCUCCGCCCACCAGCAAUUCCCUAUGGAGUAAUGCGGGAAUUGACAACAGCGAUCAGCAACGAGCAACUCCCAGUUCUCUCAACUCGUACUUACCGGGAGAUCUCUUGGGAGGUGAGUCGAUGUAGAGAACGAGAGGCCAUCCGCCCGAAAUCUCAUCAGAUAAGUGAAAAAAUUCACUUGCUUAUUACGCAAGUCCUGAUAUGCAGCUCGGAUGACGGAAAACUUCGUGAUCGAAUGCGUAUUACUUCCCUUCUGAUCCCCGCCUCUCAUUCCUUUAAGAUUAUACGAUUACAUUUUGUAUAUCUUAGUAUUAUCAUGUAUUGAUCAGUGUCUUUGACUAAAGCGGAUACGAGAUGUGUCUGCUUGUGUAGUCGUUGAUGAUGAGAGAAGAUGAGUAUGUGAGAGGAUGAGGGAAUGGAAGGAGAAGUUGAGAGAGUGAUAGAGAGGGUGUGAAAGAGAAGAGAGAAUGAGACGGACGAGGUCUUCACGAUACGUCAAUUAUAUUGCUAAGAAACGCAAUUACUAUAACGAGUUACUUAACAAACAAACAAAAAAUUAUUACCCUCGUAUCCGCCUUGAGUAGAACACGUAUAAACAACAAAUCGCAGUGGCGUACUGCCAAAUCGUGCGAUAAAUAUCUAAUUUUACAUGACAAACUACACUUUACACUCAUAACACAUUCAUAUAAAACACUCGACAAGAAAGGUACUUGCAAAUACGAAAUUUGCGGUCGCGUCAUUACUCCGAGGAGAUUUACGGAUUGCGGAAAAUCAAGUUGGACCAAUUGCAACGGUCUCUUCAUUAACAUAUUGGUGUGUAUAAUUAACAUUGCGUGCGAUUUGCCACGCUGUAUACGACGAGGUGGCGUUCUCGUCGUUCUAAGCCAAUCUAGUAAGCAUUUCUAAUCUGAAGAUAACGCGUAGAAGGAAGAGGAUGAAGAAAAACUAUCCGCGCUUUCUGUCAUUUUAUGAAUGACGAGCGCUUUUCAAUGAAGAUUUAUCGGCCGAGGGUCUCUGAUCAGGUCAAAGAGUGUUCCAUUUUUUGCUGGACAGUUCUGAAGACUGCAGCGAGUAUCAAACGUAGACUGUAUCAAUCUAAUCAAAAGAAAGAAACCUUAAAAAGAAACAAGCAUUGACGUCGCUGCCUGGUGUUCUGCCCCGAUCCCCAACCCCCCACCGCACUCUCCGGACUCCCCACGAAUGUGGAAGAAACGAGGAAUGCAGGGACAUCAGAUCAACUGGGCAACGACGCAACGAUACCAAAUGUUAUCGCAAUAACGUAAAUUUUAUUCUAUAUUAAAUCUAGAUGCCACCUGUCGUGCCAAUGUCCAGUGUGUCUCUUUACCAUUUAUUAACGUAGAGUUUAAAUGAAGAAAAAAAAGGAAGAAAUACCUGCGAAAGAAGGAACAGGGGAAAACAGUGAGAUGAAGAUUAGAGGACGUGAAAAGACCGAGAAAAGUGCUGAUGAAACAGCUAAUAAAACGGUUGAAAGUCAGGUUUACAUUAAAGUAAACAUGAAGACGAGUAAUGAACACUAUGUACUGAUUAUCAGUACAUAGCAUAUUACGCUUCUCAUUGGUGAUGCGUCGUACUCGAGGAAUCACAAUGAUCCGCGUAAGAUCGUAACGCGAGAAAUGACGAUGUUACGAAUGUAAUGGCAUUUAUUACGGGCGCAUUGCGGAGCUCGGUCUAGGAUGAAUUAAAUUAGUUUUUCUCUUCAACGUCAACGUACCUGAACGGACUGAUAACCAAACGACGAACAAGCGAACCGUUAUUUACUCAUGCACAAGUUUCCUUUUUUACUUUCCGCUUCUCCGUGUCGGUAGAGUGUUUUGGGAACGUUUCGCGAUCAAUCAUUGGCGCAACCGCGAACGAUGUGAAAGAGACGACUUUUUUUCCUUCGUGAACUGAAAGAAGUAGAAAAAAAAAAGAAUAAAAAUAUAUAUAUAUAUAUAUAUAACAUAUAUAAGUAUAUAUAAAAUUAGAAGGAAAAAAAGAAACAAUCACAAGACGCUGUUCAGCGAGACGCGCGCAAUAAAAGUGAACAACUACAUAUACACACACGCUAAUCAUACACAUUUGCCACGCAUGACUGAAGCUGCAUGCUUGAAAAAUGUCAAACAAGCCAAGCUAAAGAAACGUACAUAGUAGCAUUGGUCGACAAUGAUUCCGCUUCCAUGCGAUCGGUCGAUCCUCGCGGAUAAUCGGACCACUAUAUCCUUUGGCGUAUCAGUAAAUCAAAAAACAUUGGGAAUUUUUAUAUUUGUUGCCUUCCAAGGGGAAAGAAAGAAAGAGGGGACGGAAGGAGAGAGAGAUCGUUUCUCGUAGGAGACAUCAUCAAAAAUCACAUAUUUCGCGCAUUAUGUAAUGAGGCGCAUCGGUCCACGAUGUGGACGCGCGAUGAGAAAUCCGCGUGGUUCUGCCGGUCACGUCGUUUCAACUCUGUCGGCCAGUGUUGUCAUGCGUAAUCUUUAAUUUUAAUAUUUUCGUAAGGAUGCAUAUAAUCUAAGAUAUUCAUAAUUAUUGUGUAGCGUAAAUAGAAUUCAAACGGAAGAGUGGUACAUACGACGAUGACGACGUGAGCUGCUCUUGCAAAUCAAUACAAGAAAAAAAAGAAAAAAAACAUAAAGUAGUGAAAGCGCUGCUUAUGAGAAUCGUUCUGUACAUAAUUGUAUCAUAUUCCUGAGAAUAGACUAUUAUGCAAGUAGAGAGGAUGAAUUUUUAAGCGAUAACACAGGGCUUGUAAAUAAAAAUUGAAAAAUAAGUAAGUUAAAUACGAUAUGCGCGAUACGAUAUCUUGUCUUGAUUCUUAUUGGCAAUUUAAUUCACUGAAGUAAGUUAGAUAUUAAGACGGUAGUAUUUAAGCUGAUGAAAGUAAGGCAGUGUAAUCGCUUAAAUUUUCUAAUCGAUUCCAUCUGUCAUAUCCAUGUAUAAUUUAUUCAUGGAUUUAAUUUAUAAAUUCCAUUUGUUACGCCCUUUCUUUCAAGUUGGUGCUUAUUUAAGAAAAUAAUUUUUUAAUCAAGUUGACACAUUUAAAUUGAAAAGAAAUUUUUGUCUUUAAAGGUCAUAAAAGUCUCUAGAUAGAAGACAAGUGAAAUUUAAAUGCAAAAUCGAAAUGAUCGAAUUGAUUUAUGCCUCUCGAAUGCAUGAUUGCCUAUUUCCAAGAAUACGAUAUAAAUCUCAUAAAUCUCCCAUUACUACGUUAUAACACAAACAGCAACCCCUCCCCCUGUACAUACAUAUAUGUAUGUAAUAUGUAUAUGUAUGAUAUAACACCUCCUUACAUUUUACUUAACAGUAUACAUAAAUAGAAUGCGAAAAACGUGUAUUAGAUUUAAAGAUAAUUAUUAUAUGAACUUAUCCGUGCACGCUUAUGCUACGUAAAUUUAUGAUUAUUGAACUAUUGAUACUAAUUAACAAUAACUGUAUUUGUGAAUUAUUCUGAUGGGGAUAUUGGAAGUGAAAUCUUUAAAUAAUUAUUUUAAGAAGUUGAAAAAGAUUAGAUUAAAAGUUAGGCAUUUUUAAAUGGAGCAAGAUAUACAAUGGCGUUCUAACAUUUCUAUUAGGUUUUAAGAAUAUAAACUUAAAAUAUAAGUAUGAAGUUUGAAGACUCAAAUUCAUGAAUGCAGGUAAGCAAGAAGAAAUGAGCGAUGGGUGAAUGAGACAGAAUGCAAGUGAGGAAUGAUGUCGAGAAAUAAGAAAGCUAAAGUAAAGAACGUACGAAUUGUGGGCAGAAUAGAAGGAACAUAGAACGAAAAAUAGAAGCAAAAUCCAAUUGCUUGCUUUCACAAAAUGGAGCGUGGUAUGAAAGUGGAAUAUGCGAAUCAUUCGUUUGCAUUUCUCAAUACCUGCAGACAUGCGUUUUCAUUACAAUUUCUUUACGUCAAUGAACAUUUUUUAUGUGCAAGAUAAGUUAGCGCACGCUAAUUUAUUCUAUGGAGAAGGCUAAUCGAGGGAUUGAAUAAUAUUUAAAGUGUGAAGGACCGUUAAUUUUGAGAAUCAAAGGGGAACUUUUCUCCGAGUAGCCAACAUGAAAUCGGAUGCUAAUUUGUUGUGAUAACAGUGAUUAAUAGCCGAAUAACUACAUAUUUAUAUAAUAUUUAGGUGUUUAGAGUCUCUUAAGGUGUGAGUAACGAUCAGUAAUCCAAUGGAUUUUAAUAUUAGUACCAUAAAGUUUAAUAAAUAAAUUUCAAUCGCGUACGUAAAUAACAGUAAUAAUAAUAAUAAUAAUAACAACAACAACAACAACAACAAUAUCUCUAUAAUAAUGAUUAAAUUAAUGAUAGAGGUAGUCAGGGAGUAACUGAUCAAGAGUCAGUGAAAAUGAAAAGCGGUGACUGAAAAUAAUUAUUAAAUUAAUGAUAAAGAACAACCAAUCGGAAGUAACUGAUCAAGUAACUGAUCAAGAUUCAAUGAAGAUAAAAAUCACCUAAAAUGGACACACACACACACACACACACACACACACACACACACACACACACACAUACAUAUAUAAAGUCCCAGAAAAGUGCAGAAUGCGUACUUGUAAAUGAUUACGUGCGUGCGUGAAAUUUGUGCGUAUAUAACUGAUGCUUGUGCGUACAUAAUUGACUAAAACAUAAUCGAUCGAUCGUUGCGAAGAUAGUUAUACGAAACACGCACUAGAUGCUGCGCGCGCGAAAAAAUAAUGCACAUUUACAUACGUUUAUAUUACGAUCACAAGGAUAAUAAGGGAUACAUGGAAAUUAUAAUUUUUAAACGAUAAACAUUGUAACAACGCCGGCGCGUAUAGUCUACCGCUUAAUUAUAAUCUAAUGCAUCUUCACUUUAAUCUUUCUAACUCGUUGCCUUUCCUUCUUCGAUUUACAUGAUUACUACACAGACAUCGACACGGUCAUUUACAGAUAAAUAUACAUAAUACACAAUCGCGAGAUGAUAAAUAAAUAAAUUCGAUGAAAAUGGACUGACUAGCAGAUGUAAGAUAAUAAAUUCGUUAAUUCAUACAUACACAUACGCGCACAUACCUUGCAAAUAUUUGAUGCAAAACAGUUUUUUUAUUGGUGAUUAAUAUAGCAGCUUAAAAAAGAUGGGAAAGUGACGGAAAGUAAGAGAGAAAAGUAUAUUGAUAAGGGAUAGAGAGGGAAGUAAAAAAAUUCGUAUGUUAUUUGUACAUUACUUUUAUAGUAUAAAAUUGCAAGGAAUUUUUAUUUUUCAUUUGGCUUUUAAUUUGUACAUAUGAAUAUUGUGUAUAAUGCGUACCGUUUAAUUAUUUUUUAUAACAUCAGUUUUAUAGAAAUUAAAACGGAAAAUUGAAUGAAAAAAAUUGAUUUUUAAAAACAGGUUUACGUUGUUACGCGUUACGUUAUUUUUUACGCUUUAAUUUUAUAAUGCUAUUUUGUCACAUUACUAUAAAGCAAAAUAUUUUUAUACAAACGAAAUAAGUAAAAAAAAGUGGGCCAAUCUGUAGAUCAUGUUUGUUUUGUAUCAGAAAUACUUCAAUGUAAAGAAAAUGAUCGUGGAAUGGCAGUGCUUUUUAAUAUUUGUUUUACAUUGAUAUGAAUCCCUAUGAAUAGAAAAUAAUACUAAAAAACGAGCGCGAAAAAGAGAUUAUUACUUGGUGUAUAUCGUAUGUGAUAACGCAAAUAUUUAAUAAAUUGCAUAUCCGAAAUGGCAAUUUCGCGAAAAUCUUACCAAUUCGAUAGAAAAGAAAUUCUCGAAUUUUGUUAACAGGAAGGUUCGCAUUUAUAGCGAUAAUCUCUUCGUAUCAAUAAGUAACAAUAAUGGUACAAAUAAUUGUAAAUAUUAUAACAGUAUUUUAGUCCCUCACCUCGCACACGAUAGUUGUGUAUGAUGUAACACAUGUGCAAUAGAAUGGAAUAAUAUUGUACUUCACUGUCUAGCAUGCCAAGAAUGUUAAUAUUUAUGUUAAGAAUUAUAUUAAUUAUUAAUUAGAAUAUAUCGCACUGCCGUUACACUAUUAUUCCGCUCUUUCCGCUUUCUUUUUACGCGAAUAAUAGUCUUCGCUUGUGUGUGCCUUCCCUUUUUUCUCGAGCGUUAUGUAACUAUGUGUAAGAUCGAUCAUUAUACUUGUAUUUGACGUAGAAUUUGAUUCGCGAAAGACGGACGCUCUAAUGUGAUUUUUUCAAGUAUCGCUACUACGAGCUGCUACGAUCAAUAUCGAAAUUGCGAAUUGUUGUUAGACGAGCCAGUAUUUCCUUCCACGUGACGACGCUCUGGCAAUUGUCGUUAGAGCGAUUUGUUCAUUCGAUAGAGUCGCGCGUGACAGUCGCGAUUUUCUACAGCCGUGAUCUCGUGAGCAUGCAGCCAUGGUCCAUAAGGCGGAAAGAAAGAAUAUCUGUGUCUCAUGUUCUCUAAGUCGGUAUUAUCGUGUUAUACCAUACCACUUAGUGUAUUACGGUACAAUUGGCAACUAGCUAUCGUACGGUAUUAGCUAUUGUACGGAAAUAUCGCAAUGUCGUACCGCCAGCUUACGUAACAAAGAUCUAUCGUGAACCAUAAUUGCGAUCCAGGCUGAGAGGGUGGCCGUAGUCAAUCGCGACUGAUCGUCUCCCGCGCGUCUUGAUUCUUCUUCUUCGGGCACUAUGUUGCCCGAAAUUCUCCACAUUGAAAUCCUGCAAUUAGACCACGUCUGUAGGAUGUAGAUCACGAAUAAUUUAAGAGAAAUCCGGGCCAUCUCUCUUUAUUGUUAUUUAAAAACCGGUCAUAAUCGCGCGUAAUUAAAACUUUGAGCGGACCAAAUGCCGUUUAAUUAAUUAUUUAUUGCAAUAAAAGCAAGCUUGAUUUAAUUUUUCGACAAUUUUAAAAAGGGGUAGUCACUCAUUCACAAUGACCAUAGAUAAUCGUGUUUUACUUAGGAAAGUACCUCCGAGCUUGCAAUUAGUCCCGAAAAUCGAUUCGGGUCGUAAGAAAUUGUACAUGCCAAAACUUGUCAAACUAAUUGUACGUUUCAAUUCGGGUUCGUGCUUUUAGAUAAUUGCGUAGGUCGUCGUGUGAAUGUAGUUUACACAUGAGGAUUAUAUUUACUUAGAGUAUUUUGUUAGUUAUUUUCAUUGAACUUGCUCGAUCAUCAUCAUUGUUUUGCAUUUCUGCACCACGCGUUUCCUAGUAAUUGAGUCACUAAUUUAGUACCGCCACUAAUUUAUAUGUAUAUAUAAAGCGUCGGUGCAUUUUAUUUCCUCUUGAUACCGUACACUGAAAUUUUACGUCGAAGCAUACUGUGACAAGAGAAAGCAAUUUUGCGAGGAGAGCCUGUGUGUUGAUAUCAAACGGUCCUCCAUUUGAUUGCGCCGUCAGUUAAUUAAUUAGUGAGUUAAAUAUGUAUUAAUGAGUCGUAAAGAAUAUGUUAUUAAAUCGUCGCAGUAACAGACGUAAAAUUAUUGUGUUACAAACGUAGAAGAGGAAAUUCAGUUCGAUCGGAUUAGCAUUAAUCGGCAUUAAUUAUCUGGCAAGUAGUUCACUUUAAAGGUAGAAAUAAGUAACUUUACAUCUCCUGGGAAUUCAGAGAUUGAAGAAAAAAAAAACUGAUGAAAGAUUCAAAUAAUAGUGGAAACAUUUGGCGUACUUCAAAUGAUGUAUUCUUUUCGGUUGUCGUCUUAUAAAAUUAUUCAUAUUCCCAGUUCUUGUCUCGAGUCGAUUUCAAUUACUGAACAGCAGUAUUACACUAACAACACAAACACAUACACACAUCCGUACAGAAUUCAUGAUAUUAAUCUCGAGUGUCGAGUAUCGAUAAGCGGACUUCAAAUCCGGUGGUAUUAAAUCCAAAAUCAUAAUAAUACUUGUUUAUAGUCGUAUAUAAACAAUUAUGUUCUGAAAUUUCUAGUCUUACUUUCGACAUUCGAUAUGCAGAAAAAGUUCAUUUAUUUGGUAUUAUAUUCUUAAUAUAAAUUUUUAUAGAUAAAUCAGUAAUAUAAGUUUACGAUGUUAUUGCUUGUACGACUAAAAGACACAGUGGGUUAGGUACUUAUUAAAAGGAUAAAAAAAACCACUUUAAAAAAUAGGGAUAAAUUAGCUCAAAUAAAACGUUCAAAUAUGAAACCUCGCGAAGCAAGAAAAGUUACUUUGAUGAAAUAGCAUUUAAAUAUCUUUCGAAAGGUAAAAUUACAAAAUACUGAAUACUUAUUUCGUCUGCGAACAACUGGAAUAAUAUUCGGAAUUUUCGAAGCUGCGAUGUUCAUUCGAAAUGAAUUCCAAGGGAUGUGCAUUGUAUUUUAAAAGUCAUAUUAUAUAUUAGAUGAAUAAGGGAUGAAAUUUAACAAAAUUUGCUAUAAUGAUAAGAGAUUAGUAAAUAAUUGUACUUGAGAAUUAUAGACGGUUAUAAUGCGCUACAAUAAAAAUUGUGAUUAUUUUAACACGUUAUCUGUGGGUCGCGGAAUAUUCCACAUUUUCUAAAGUAUUCUCGGGAUAUUCCAGUUAUUAAUGCAUUGGCGCACACAUGUUAAGUAUCAGAAUUGAAAACUCGGAAUAUUUCAUUACCUGCAAAUAAUGCGUUGAAACUGUUAAGGAGGCUUAAAAAGACAGAUAUAAAAAGCGUUAAAAAAUUUAUAUCAAUACUGAGCAUUCAUCACACAUAGGGCAAUACAGAAAGUACAUAGAGAGCAUACCAAUAUGCAUCAAAUCAAUUUCUUGUUACAAUCAUAUCAUUAUUUUAUUUUUAUUAAAUUUUACAUUUCAAGUUGUAUUGUAAAUUUUAUAUUUUUCAGCUUUCAUACUUGUGUAUAAGCUAUUCAUUUAAUGUGAUAUCAUUGGGUUGUAAUAGUGGGUAUUGUAAUAAUGGCCUUAUUGGUUUACCAGAAACGCACGUAAUUGUGAUUCAACUUAAUGUGACAUGUCUUUUAUUUAAUAUUUGUCGGUGAUGAAUCCAAAGUUAUCAAUUCUUCCAUGUAAAACAAACUUGUAAUGCGAUUUAUGCGCUGUAUUGUAAUUAGAAUUAUAUGUAAGCAUUAUGGACUGAAUAUUCUGUGUAUGAAAACGAUAGGUACAAUCCUGUAUUUUGAUGAAGAGACAUAAUAGCGUGUCUAUUGUAUAAUAGUACAUGUUUUUAUAACAAAACAAAUUUUAAGUUAUCCUUUUCAUGGAUUUGUAAAAAUAAAUAUUUUAGAUUAAGUUUAUCGGUUUUAUUUUAUUUUUAUUUUGUCAUUGUUCAUCACAUAUUUGGCCAUAUAUAUAUAUAUACGAAACGAACACAAUUCAGCCUUAUAAUUUCUCACAGGCAAGGGCUUAAGAGACAUCGAAAUAGAGCGUGAAAUCGCACGAUCGGUUCAAGUAUUACAAGAGUAUCCUCGAUCGGCGUAUCGCAAAUCCGAAAGGAAGCGACACGUUCGCAGUCUAUAGAAAGGUAUAGAUUUUUCCAUUUACUCUCCCCGGUAUUGAGAAACGAAAUAGUCACUGCGGUCUCUUCUUCUCGAGUGAGGACACAAUAUCGUGACCCGAGAUAUUAUUCCAGAUGUUUCGCGUGCGGAAACGAGUGUUCACAGUACGUGUUUUAAAAUAUCGAAUGCUGACGAACUGCAAAAAGGGCUUAAAUGCGCAAGUGUAAUUUAAUUGACGAUUAUUCCAAGCUCUUGUCCUUCCGUCGAGGGAUGAACGCUUAGAAUGCCUCGCAUGCAAAUGGGAUUAAAAUCCCAUCGUGAAGCCCUUCACGAAACAUUACUUACUUCUCAUUCGAACGCGUUUAUCAUUAACGUAAUAACAAAAUAUCUUCAAAACGCGCGACGUCAACUUAAAAAAAAAAAUCUGAUACCUAUUAGAUUUUUCAUCGAGCUACAAUGAUCUUCGUGAGCCACGUUCUCGUCGUGAUUAAAGACGGCGAGGAGAUCGAUCGAAAGAGAAAGAAUAGACAAAAAAGGAGAAAAAGAAAGAUCGGUAUUUAUCACAUACCGUAUUCGCAAGUAUAUAUACGCACACAUCGCACGCGCGCCCAUCGUCGUAAGGUGUAAAACUCGAUAUAAGGACUCCUUAGCUCUUAAAGGACGUUAUUAAGGAUUAAAACAAAAAUAUGAAAGAAGAGGAAUUAACAUACCCACAUGCAUACACAUAUACAUACAUAUACAUCUGCAAUGUGAUAUUCUCGUGUCUUGUCCGAUAAGACAGACGUUCAUUCUAACGAGUAUAGUUGGCGUUUGUCCUUCUUUUCGCGUUUAGUCCUUAAGGUAUAUCUAUAAUAUAUAUUUAAGGGGAACUCUACAUAUAUACGUAAGAGAUAAUCCGGGAGUGUGUGUACGUGUUCGGAGAUUUCGCGGAUAAAGCAAGAGGAAAAAAAGAAAAAUGUAAAAAAAGAAAAAAAAAGAAACCCGCGUGACAGAGAAAACGACCAAAAAUGUGCGAAACUGAGAGGGUGUACAACGUAACUUCGCGUUUUAGGGUAGACAAACUAUCGGGGGAACUAUUGUCACGAGAUCCAAGGGGGUGCGUCUUCUAGGGAUUCCGUCUCCGUUCGUUCUUCCCCUCCCCUCCUCCCGUUUCCACUUCUUUUCAUUCUUCGGGCAAAAGUACUACGCUCCCGCGUGGAUGGUUGUAAAAGUGCUCUCGCGAGCUUCUGUUCCACUCAAUCUCAAUCUUCGUAGGGGGUGUAGUGAAAUUAGUUGUAACGCACUUUAAGUUUAAAGAGUCUUAUUCUACUUACAUAUCUCCGUGACUCCGUAAUUUCACGCACGUCCGUGUACUGCUGUAGUGUUCACGUUUUUAGUAUACCGCCGCAAGUGAAGUAAUAUUUUCCUGUAUCGAGAUAUCUACGAUCGUACGUUGCGACACGCUGUGCAACGCGACAGUAGCCGCGUCGCUCUGCCUUUGAUCGCGACGCGCGAUCGUACGGAAGAUAAAGUGUGGCUGUUGAGGCAAGACCGCAAGUCAGAGAGUUACUUGCGAUUUUUCAUUCAUCUUCUCUUCUCGAAAUUAUUCCACUCGACAAACGCGCUGAAACAGUCGAUCAAAUACAUCACCGUUAUCCUUUUCUUUUGCAUUAAUCCUAUAUAGGGUACGCGAUUUAACGCGAAAUAGUGUCUUAUUCAUCCGCCGGAUAAGUAUGUUAAUUUUAGAUUUUCUCUCUUAACUGGAGCAACGUGCUUCUCUGGCAUCGCUGCUUAUUUCGUUUUUACGCUAUCCAAUAUGUACGACUUCAUUUACGUUUCUACAUAGAGUUAGCUGCAUCCUGCUGUGUUUCGAUGUACCUGAAACCGGUGGUAAGGGUUUUUGUAUAACAUCUCGUAAUUUUUGCGUGUAAAACGCAAACGUAUGUUUCCAGCGUCCAUUCAGCAGGGAUUUGUGACGCGCUCCAUUCGCGGAUCCGUGUAUCGAUGCGAGAAAUCCCUUAUGAUAUCGCGCUAUGAAACGGAAUGUCAGUCAUGUAGAUGAUCGUCGGGGACGAUUUUUCCGUAGAUCGAAACAGUACUCUUUGCCCGUCCCCUUAACUCUCCUGCCUUUACCUCGUUUCGUUCAUAUUAACCGGGGGUGGUGUCUUCAGCCUAAUUCCCCCCCCAAAAAAAAUAACUUAGACGGCUGUCAUCACCGCAGUUGAAGAAUAGUCUGCAAAAUUCUAAGUGUGUCACAUGCCAUCUUAGUCCGUAAGCGUUCAUACUUAUUUUUCUAUAUCGUAUAAAAGUAUAAUUGUUCUAACGUGUAGUUCGUAGUGCUUUGUUAGCCGUCAUAGUUUUUCGCCAUCGUGUCUGCCGAGUCUGCCUUGAUUCUUUAAAUACAUGUCUCCAUUUCUCCGCAUUUAGAUCGCCUAAUUUGUCCGGAUGAUUUUAGCGAGAAACCGUUGCUCGUGUCGGUGUCUUCUCGCGAGAAGGAUGAUGUUUGUCGCAUGCUAAUUAAUUUCUCUCUUGUUCUACAAAAAAUUGAAAUUAUAACACGUUGAAAGGGGCGCAGAGCGUGGCUCCCAUCGAUCUUUCUUUCUAAGUGAUCUUUCGCGCUUUAUCGAAGAAUAUUGAACGAUACUCGUUCCGACACUCUGUCGAACGAGAGAACCGUAAGGACCGUAAAGAGACCCAAAAUUCAAACGAUACGUAUUAAAGUGCGACGUGAUAUUAAAUUAACUAUCAUCUGAAGAUUAAAUUAAAUUAUUGACUAAGGUUAUGAUAGGUCUGUAAUAAUUAAUAUAAAUUUUAACAGUAAUUGGAAGACAUCGGUGUAUUCAUUUGAGGGCAUUCAAAGGAAUUUUUAUAGGAAUACUCUUCUAACAAGGUGUUACUUUUACCUCGCGAUUUUAAAUUAUUUCCAAGAUUUCUCCUUGGAUGCGUGUAAUCGACUGAGAUUACGACCAAGAUACUUGUUUCGAUAUUAAGCUAUAAGAAAAGACGAAAUUUUAUUUUUUCACGGAUCUCGGCGUCUUUAAAUUAUUUUUAAGGCUUCCGUUCGCACAGAUGCGAGCUCUUCGAGUAAAAUCGAAUUGAAAUUAAUAAGAUAAUAAGAUACUUGUUUCGAUAUUAAGCUCAUAAAUUCGCUGUGUGAUCUUGUUCCGGUUUUUUAUUGACGGUUUGCGCUCAAACGUUUAUUUUUAUAAAUGACUUAGGAAAUGCCUGAUACACACCUUGCUUUUACAAAUUUAUAUAAGGAAAUUGUACGUUUAAUAAUCGUACGGUGAAAACCAUCCAUAUCCUCUCUAUCGACCUAAGAAACAAUAUCUAUCUAAAAGUUUUAAAGUUCUUAAGAAUACAAUUUUUUUUUUUCUAUAGCGUUCUAUUAUCUUACGUUUAAUUGUACAUUCUUUAAUUGUCGCGAGUCUGAAUAAAUUCUAAUUUAUUUUUAUUUCAAGCUCAGUAUAUAUAGCGAGACUUUGUUUUCUCAAUGCAAUAAAAUAUUAAUGAUCGUAAGACGAUUAUGCGUUUUCCGCCGCGCGCAAUGCAUUUUACUUUACCAUUAUUUACAUAAACUCUUGAUUUAAUCUCACAACUUCGCGGACGGAAUGGACAAUGUUCCAUGUGACAUGAAAUAAAAUAUGAAUCACUACAAGAUUAUAAACGCUUGCAAAUGCGAUAACGUGUUAAAACGAGAAUUUCCUGUAAUAUGUAUGUAAUACGAGUAUGUUUCCGCUUUUACUUAUUUACUUAUUUAUUCGAUUACAUUGUAGGGAUGAAGUCAACUAUAUUUUGUAAUAUCGGUAACAGUACUAAUCGCAUCGAUUCUAGUUAUUUGUCGCUUAGUAGUAAUUAUUUCGCUGUCCUCGAUAAUUAUACUUUGUGUUCCGUAAUAACAAUCUCGAUGCAAUCUAUAAGUGCCCGUAUAAGCGUUAUCAAGGCGGUCUCAUUGUAUGUAUCUACUGAAAGCUUCUUAAAUCUAUAAGAUAAUCGGGAGCUCGUUGAAAAUGUCUAUUGAUUAUCAGUAAUAAAAGUAUAAUAAUAAUAAUAUAAAAUAAUAAUACCCUAACACUAAUACUAAUAUUAAUAAUAAUAAUAAUGUUAGCAAUAAUGGCUGUCUAAUUUAGCACUUUGUGUAACCUAAUGGCUGUCUAUGUAAUUUAACAUAAAACUUCUAAAGGUAAUUACUUUCCGAAAACUGACACAAUCCGCUUCGGAGGCAAUAUCGCGCGCGACUGAUCGAAUUUAUUAACGCGAACACGCCCGAUCGACGCCAAUUAAUUAAACCGAAGUCUUGCCAAUCUGCGCGUUCUGGAUCUCGAGGAAAGGAGGAGGAAUUACGAUCUAAUACCGUUACCGACAAUAAUGGCCCGGAAGUGAUAUUCGCGUGCUGCAAUUUACAUACGAGAUAGAUCUCGGAUAAGCGACUAAUGCGAUGCUUCGUAAUAUCGCGCGAUAAUUUCGUCGCUCAUAAUUAGGGGGAAAAAAAUGGAAUUAUCAUUGACGACGAAAUUAUUGUGCAAUAAUGUCGAUUGACGUUUGGAACGUUCGUAACAGCCUUAUGCGUAAACGGCUCGAUAUUAAUGAUUUUCCUUCCGUUCUUUUCUUCGUAUACCGCUUUGUAAAAUAUGUGACUAUUAUUGUCACUAUUGUCUAUCAACUGCAACGUGUGUGCCCUUCCUUUUGGGUUGUCGGUGAUACCUUAAGUUUACGUGUAAGGAACGUUUUCGUCGUACAUCAGGAUCGCGUAUUUCAGGUUUAAUUCUUUAUAUGGCUUAAAGGUAAUACCUACGAUAUUGUGAUAUCUGUCUUUUCCAAUAUUUAUCUUUAAAAAAAAAAAAAUUGUGCCACUACAAAGGAAUGCAUUUUCAAACCGCGAAGGAGACACAGGAGAUUAGAAAUAAUAUGUCUGCGCGUGUACACAUUUCUACGAAAAAAUUUUGAGCGCGUACAGGAUUGAAUAUAUUUGUACGAGGUACUCGCGCGUUGCUUUCCCCGUAAAUUCUCGUCUUCGCGAUAUCUCGCAAUCUCAUAGGCUAUCAUUAAAGCCACUUAUCGCGAAAUUGAAACUGCUACUGGUAUCGUCACCCUAUUAUUAUUAACACCGCGACGCGCUGUUAAUAAUAAUAAUAAUAAUAAUAGUAACUAUCGCUGAUAUUAUCGCUGAUAUACUCUCUCGCUGCUGUGUUACUACUGUGUCACCGUUAUUUAACUAUUUAUUGCUAUCGUUACUAUUACUAUUACUAUCGCUACUAUUACUAUUAUUAUCGUUAUGAUUAUUAUUGCUAAACUGCUGCUGCUCCUGUGUAUCACCUGUGUAUCAUUUACUAAUUAACGCCGCUAUACUUACGUCGCCGCAAUGCGCGCGCAUUUUCGUCUCCAAUGUGCAAACACUAUAUUUUCACGUUUCUACCACUUGGAAUGGCGCUAUUCGAGCUCUCGUAAUUGUUAAGUACAAAAGUCAGUCUAGUUUAGGAUAAACAAACUAACGAGAGUUUCUUCAUUAUUCUCACGGGUCGGAACAACGCUUUGUCUACCUCCGGAGCGCUGUAAUAAAGCCACAAUUUCGCUUAUUUUCUUACGGGACGGGAUCAGCUUUUUCGAAGUAGCGUUUUAUGCUUCACGCGUCGAGUUGCGCUCGACAGUUAUUAUAUAUUCUUAUUUGUCUAUAUCCAAUUUUAUACCCGAUUAUCAAGAUCAGUCUUAAGUUCAUCGAUAGAACACACAAAUCCCGUGUGAGACAUAGGCAGGACGCUGUAUUAAUUCUACAGACGGCAAACAAAUUAUUUUAAGCUAAUGCUAGACCACGGAAGUUCGGUAGUAGGCACACCCAACGAUCAAUCCUCCGCGAUUCGAGUAUCGACGUGAACGCUACUUUUGUAACGCAAAACCAUUAAAGCGAUAGUAGACGUUGCUGCAGGUAUAAACCGGGACGUAAAUUCAACAAUAUUUACGAGCUCAUCAUCCGUAAUGUGAGAACGUGGGAGCUCAUCAUCCUCCCGUAGAAAAUUGCCUGGAUUGCCAGACGGUCAAUUUCGGUUUCGCGACCGAGAAUGUUCGCAGCAUCGCGCAACGCAAUGACGCGGCUGCGUCUUGAAGGACUUUACUUGGACUUUCGCUCCUUCUUCUGGAUCACUCCACAUUAUCUUCCCUCGUGCAUUAGCAUCGUUUACCUUGGAAAGUUUGUAGUACAAUAUCUGUCGAAUGCCAUUUGGCUAAGAGGCAUUUGUGUUUUCCGAGCGCGUUUGGCACUCCAGUUCAGCGAAUAAAUUCGCCUAGCUGGGAGAAGGGAAGGGAUAGGAAACGACGAGGACGAGAAAUCGAUGGGAUACGUUUGAGACCGGAGACUGGUCACGUUCAUGCCGAUUCUGUUACGCGAUUGCAAACGCGGAUGCACACCUAGUCAUCGACUUUCGCGAGCGCCGUUCGCAGCUUUUUGCAGGGCUUUCAUCUAACGAUAGCCCCUUUCUCUCUCUCUCGUCGCUGGUCUGUACAAAUUUCGCCCAGCGAUUCUCUCUGUGUUCUCGCGACCUCGAGACGAGAGCUUCGAAAGGGAUAUCGAGUGUGUAUCGCGAAGGAAAGGAGCGCACUUGUAUCGCCAGUCGCGAUAUAACGCCCCAUGUAGUUGUCUCUGUGUGAAAGAACAAGGAGAGUCUCUUCUUUCCGGUUGUUUCGUUGUUCCUCGCCGUUAAUUAACUUUUAACCGAUGCAGCGAAAAAAUUUAUCCAUAUGUUGUUGUUGUAAAUAGUAUUGGAUAUAAAAUUUCGUUAGAUCCGCAUGCGAAAGAAGUUGCGGGUGAAAAAAUAUAUUUCAGCAACAACAUGAUGAAUUUUUUUAACAGAUUACAAAUGAGAAUUUAUAAGUUAAUGUUGGUUAAGGAUCAAUCGAAUGUGACGAUAAGUUGAAUCCGUGACAGAGUCCUGAUUCCUAGUGAUUACAUCUUGGGUCUGUAGUCCCACACUUCCUUGUGAUUCGCACGAUAAGUGACGGAAUCGAUUAAGCAGCGUUAUCUAUAACGACUACAAUAAAUGUGCAAUAUAUACACGUAACAUGCAUGGAUUUAUAGUGGUAUUUCUGUACUCUGUACCUCUAGGAUUUAUCUACGACUAGAUUUUAGUUUUGCUACGGUUAAUUCGUGCGUUUUGGCAGUAUUUUUCAAACGAAAUCUGUGCCGAAGAGAGCAAAAUGAAUGCCCGAGUUUUCGGAGGGUUACUUUGAAAAUUUGGAAACUCAGUGAGAUGCGGCCAACAAAUCUUCUGUUCUCAAAAUCAAAUUUGACAGAAGUGUAAAAGAAUCCGAUUAUCGAGUGGGUGGGUUCACGCGCGAUUAAAAUUCUUUUUUUCUCUCGAAAAGGUUUACGGCGUAUGAUUAUGGACGUACCACUGUACUUAUUCAUCGCGAUAUACCUGUCCAAUGCCAGCCGACAGUCGCGGGACUGUAAAACGUAUCGCGUUCUUUCGACCUGUGACCUGAAAGGGAUCUGUCGACUUCUUAACUCGCUCGAUAUUAAUCAUUACGCUUCGAAGGAUUAAAGCCGAGUCCUCUUUCCGAAGGACGAAGGAAAAUCGAAAAGCGAAUGCGCUAACGACCGAAUUAAAUGGCCGACGACUUCGUAAGAUCGAUCGCGAGCGCACUUACGAGGGAUCAAUAAAGUAACUUUGUCGAUAUCAAUUCGCACAUAUUUUUCGAUCGUAUUCUAAUCUCUAGACGGAAGUUCGAAAACGAAAUAUCGCUCUACCUAGUCGGUUCUUCUUCUAAAGAAAAUGAGAGAAAAAAAAAAGAGAAAAAAAAGACAUUCUUCUAAAAAGACGCGAUGUAACUUUUCGUGUACUUUGAACACUGCGUGAGAGAAAAAAAAAACGUGAGAAACUGGAAAGUGCUUUGUGAUAACUUAUUACAGUCGAUCACUCUACUUACUGAUUAAGUUCCCGUAAAUCUCAAUCGUCUUACGAACGUCGAUCGACGAUCGACUCAGUCUUGACGUGUUAAAUGUAGGGAUUAUAGUGAACUUAAAGUGUUCUCGUUCGUUUGGAGCGUCGAUAUUUCGAGAAUGACUACGAAUUAAGAGUUUGACCUGAGAGGCACGUAUCGAGUGAUUCUCCGAUGUCUGAGGGGAAGGGGGGGAAACGAUAUCGCCAGAAACAUUUCUUUCCUUGUGCGAAAUGAACAUCUUACGCACGUCAGACAAAACCGUACAACACGAUUGUUACAAUGGUAUUAUGAUGGUAUUAUACAAAAUGAUAUAACAAUGGUAUUUGGUAAGACUAGAAGCUCUCUCGAAUCUUUUUUGCGAAUCUUUUUACAUCCCUUCGAUAGUCGUUACCACCUAUCGUGGAUCGUCGUCUAUCGAUAGGAUGAUCAGAUGAUUAUAAAUCGAGAAAUGUUUUUUAAAAAAGUCUACAUACUAGUCAAUUUUUUGAAUUAAAGGUUUCAGUCAAACAUAAAUUACCAAUAGUCAAGAAUGUUUUCGUAUUUUUUUUUUUUUAAUUUUACAUACAAAAUUUUAAUACAUGUAUUAAAUAUUGCUCGAACAAAGACUAUGAGAAAGACAAAAUAGUAAAUUUAUAAUAAUGUAAAUACUAAUCGAUAAUAAUUAAACAAAUUGCAGCCUUUUUAAAACAGCGUUAAAUAGCAAAUAUUUUACCAGGAUAGAACUGACUUAUUCGGUUCGGGAUAAAAAGUAAACAGCGACAGCUCAUCGUCGAGCACGCGAUGCAGGCGAUGCAGCGCGUUUGCAGCAUGCACCGUUGUUGCAUCGGGGCAUGUGGGUCGUACUGCAGAACGUUCCGAUGCCGUUUACCGGUCGGAAUUUUACGCGGGUCUUUAAAAUACGAGCGUUCUAUCCUUACAUAGAUUCCGAGCGUCUGUACAUGACAUCGUGAACGAAAGAGUCAUUACGGCGAAAAAUUAGUUCUCCCGCUCGAAGGUAUUUCGAGCUGCUUUUGACUCGAAUUCACGGAGAUGCGCGCCUCGCACGUUUCCCCGUGAACGACGGUGAAAGCUCUCUCGCUCUCGACGAACACGUCGCUCUGAAUUUCCCCGGUCGACUGAGCCCCCUCGAGUGUACAGGGUCAACAAAGGUUAACCGUAGACUAGUCGCGGAAAAUAACGCGACCGAGUCAAACGCGCCACAAAAGCAGCACGUACAAACAGAGCUGCGAUUGCAAUUUGAGGAAGGCAAAGGUCAAAUUUCGCUCGGGACAUAAGCGUGACGGAGAUGAGACUCGCAGUUUUUUUUUUCUCGCAUCACGUCUUAGUAAAGAAAUUUUCUUGCAAGCGGUGCAAAUCCGAAAUGGUCAAAUGAAGAGCGCGAAUUAAUUUAAUUCCGUACUCCAACAAUCGUUAAUCGCAUCGCGAAGGCUUUACGGUGAACGAUAAUGGACGGAGAGCACUCGACUGCGAGGGCACGUAGCACGUAGGAAAGUACGAGAAAAAAAAGAAAAACCCAAAAAAAAAAGAAUAUAACGAAGAACAAGAAGGGAUUUGCGGAGCUUGAGAACGAACGAGCGGACGCAUUCAAGCCGUGACUUUUUUUAAGGCGUAAAAGCUAUUUAAGUAACGAUAAGGCUAACACUUAGGCGCUAAGUUACUAAUCUCGUAAUGGUAAACUAAAGUGGCGAAUAUUUUUAAUAAUAACUGUAACUCUUCUAAACGAGAGACACCUAACGAACAUAAUCAAACGUCCUUUAUGUGUAAGUUAUGAAUACUUUGCCUUAAUAUUUUUAUCCGUGUGAGAAGAAUAGAGAGCGAGUGGAAGAGAGAGAGAGAGAGACAGAGAGAAAGGAAGAGUGAAAGAAAGCGAGAGAGUAAGAGAGAGAGAGAGAGAGAGAGAGAGUGAGAAAGUAAGAGAGAGAGAAAGAGAGAAAAGUCGAGAUGUUGCGAAAAGAAAGUCCACUUGCAUUUGCUGACCACAUGAUUGCAUUCACAAAGAAACAAAUUCCUAAGAAAUAACGGGAAUUAAUUGUGGCCCUCCCCCCCCCCUCUGUGUUUUCGAAUUUCCCUUUUUCAUAUUCUUUCCCGUUUUAUAAAACUGGAGAAAAGACAAGCGCACACACGUAGAAACACAUAUACGUGCAUACAUAUUACACGUAAUGCAAUCGUGAGAUUUCGCGCAGCAAACUCGUCCCUCGCGCGAUCUUUCAAAUAGGAUAUUAGAUCGACGAAGUGGCCUUAAGACCCCGUACAUGAUGAUAUCCCCCUCCCGCCGUGUGACUCUUCUUCUUGGUGGUGAAAUUCCAUUUAGUGUUCUCCAUCGUCGAGCGUAUCGGUUAAGAAGUACCUCGAUGAUGCCGAUCUCGUUGUUUUAUUUUUGUCCUGUUUCUAGAUAGUGCCUCCUCUGCUUUCUUUAUUGUCUCGCGCCUGAAGAGUGCGCGGUGGCGCGCAUCGCGCAUCUUUUCGAUACUGAUCGCGUUUCGAAUGCUUUCUUCACCCCGUCUCGUGGGAUGAGGUCGCGAGGAUAAAAAUUUCGCGUAAAUCGGGAAGACGAUUCUCUUUUUACGUAACAGGUACCGAACAGCUUGGCAAUUGUGAUAUCGCUUUAUACGAUUAAGUAACAUGUUUUCAACCCUUUGCACUCGAGAAGUCAGUCGGGCGUCGAAGCUCUCAUGGCUUGUACAACGGUCGCGAAAGAUAAUGCAAUAUGUGAUCGAGCGAUCCCGCGCCAAAAUGAAAAAAAAAAAAAAGAAAAAAUACAAAAUGCGGACAAGGAUUAUCAAAUGCUCAAAGGAUAUACGCUUUUUUCGACUAAUUCCGACACUCUCUGCAAACGAAUAUCCUCUCGCGGCGCAGAGCGGGAUGUACGACGGAAUAUAAUGAACGCUAGCCGCUACGGGUAGUAACGAAUCGAUUGUCGAGGGAGCUCUUGGGUACUAGGCUCGGCUAUAUAUCAUCCUCUCAUGACUGAAAUUUUACUUUCCCGAGUAAAACCGCGUAAGUUCAGGUUCGCCGCGUGCGCCGAAUAGGCUCGCAAAUAUAAUCGCGAAACGACAUUACACGUAGUUCAAAGGGGUAUCGCGUCGACACGCGUCGACGACUAAAGCUUUCUCACUUAGGGAAUAGGGGAACUAAGUACUGUCGUAGGUGAUCAAGACCUUCGUUUCUCUCGUAUUACGUUUUUCUCGCUGUCGUGUAAUCGAUGUAGGGUAUUAAACGAUUAACGUUAAUUGCGCACGCGUUCGCGGCGCGUUGUCUCCGGAUCAGCGCCUUUCGCCGCGACGACGCGAGAACAAGUCUCUAUUAAAAAAAUAACAAAAAAAAAAAAA
Messenger RNA from Solenopsis invicta (red fire ant), 27163 nucleotides. It is a transcript of the gene gw, whose product is annotated as trinucleotide repeat-containing gene 6C protein. Gene Ontology annotation, molecular function: protein binding; RNA binding. Gene Ontology annotation, biological process: miRNA-mediated gene silencing by inhibition of translation; positive regulation of nuclear-transcribed mRNA poly(A) tail shortening. Gene Ontology annotation, cellular component: P-body; nucleoplasm. The record is from RefSeq and is a predicted model, not a curated record. The coding region runs from base 481 to 6732 and encodes 2083 amino acids. NCBI's taxonomy places the organism in Eukaryota, Metazoa, Arthropoda, Insecta, Hymenoptera, Formicidae. The transcript has 16 exons.